UCAUGGGGCUGAGGCGUUAGGGGGCGGCAGCGGCCAUUUUGGAGCGGAGCGUGGGGCGGCCGGAGCGGAGGGACCGGAGGGCUCUUCCCGGCCCCGUCAUGGCGGCCGCGCUCGGUACCGGCGGCCGCGGGCAGGAGGCGGGGCAGGAGAAGCAGGCCAUGCAGCACAAGGAUCCCAUCGCCCCGGAGCGAGCAGAGGAGCUCAAGCUCAAGGCCAAGUACCCCAACCUGGCGCAGAAACCCGGGGGCUCCGACUUCCUCAUGAAGAGGCUGCAGAAAGGGCAAAAGUACUUCGAUUCGGGUGACUACAACAUGGCCAAGGCAAAGAUGAAGAACAAGCAGCUGCCAAGCGCGGGGCCGGACAAGAACCUGGUGACAGGAGACCACAUCCCCACCCCGCAGGACCUCCCGCAGCGCAAGUCCUCGCUGGUCACCAGCAAGCUGGCAGGGUAACCUGUGCCUGCAGCCCUGCCUCCCCUCCUCACCUCCUUCCCCUGCCUCAACGGACCCAACCUCGCUGUGCCCUAGGGCCAGGAGCACCAGCAUCCUCAUAGGUCCUUGAGCAUCCCAGCAAACACAGCCCAAAGCCUGGAGGACACCAGAGGUGCCAGCAGGACCCAUGGGCAGGUUUGAUUCAGCUGAGCCUGUAAGAGACCCACGGUUCCUGCCUUCGUUUUCCUGCUGUUUGGAAGCCUGCAGAGCCCCAUGGGCGCUGUCUCCUCACAGGGAGAAGCAGGAAGGGGCUUGGAGUCGUUGUUUGGUGCUGGGUAGGAGGAGGGAGUGCUUGGAGCUGAGGUGAAGGGGUGGGACAUGGGCUGGAUCUUGGGAAUGAAGGAGCAAGUGGAUGUGUGGAGAUGCUGCUCCCACAGCACUGAGCUCCUAGGAGGGGACUGUGCAUCCCACGGUGCUGGGACUGGGUCUGGAAAGGUCCUGGGGGCUUGAAGCUGCUCUGGGUAGAGCCUGCAUGCAGCUGUGGGGCAGGGGAUGCUGUGGGGCUCAGCAGCAGGGCUUGAGGCAGUUCCUGCCCCCAUGGGCUGCUGGAGGUGCUGAGCUGGAUGCCAGCAGCAGCAAGGUGAUGGGGACACCAGAGGUGGGCACAGGGAGGAUGCAGCAGAGCCACAGAGCAGGGAGGGGGAGGGAGGAGCAGCGUCCAGUGCCCCACACUUGGGUUGCUUUCUUUUCCCUCUCUCUUCUUGCCCUUUGCCUUUUCUUCGCUCUCAGCCUGGCCAAAAGCAACCGAACCCCAAGCAGGCAGCGAGUCGGCUGCGAUGCUGCAGCCUGUGCGCUCGGUGCACAUCCUGCCUGCUCCUCAGGCACCACCCAGAGGCUCAGCACCUCCUGCCCUGUGCUCAGCGCCCCCAUGCCCGCUCGGAGAGCCCUUCAGGGAGUGCAGUUCUGCUUUCAUUGUGUGCGGAUGCAGGGGGGGUCCCAGGGCAAGGGGGCAGCGGGUGAUGCUGUGCAGGGCACAGCGUGUUCCUGCCUGUGGGGCUCCCAACCUGCCUGACGGCUCCGUGCUGCCCAUGGGGGUGUUUGCCAAGGGCGUGCUUGGAGCUGCUCCCAUCGGGCACCCGGAGCUCCCUUCCCAGCUUAGGGAGCAGGCAAAGGAGCUUUGCACACCCCCGGGGACGUGGCUCUGGCUGCAGCCUCCCUGCUCCUGCCUGUCCCAGCCGGGCUGUGAACAGACCUGAAGCCGAUGGAUCUGUACCGAUAAAUACAUCUAAUUUUGUACUCGUGGA
Molecule: messenger RNA, 1735 nt
Organism: Melopsittacus undulatus (budgerigar)
Lineage: Eukaryota; Metazoa; Chordata; Aves; Psittaciformes; Psittaculidae
Gene: ENSA
Product: endosulfine alpha
Exons: 3
Coding region: 99-452 (117 amino acids)
Cellular component (GO): cytoplasm
Molecular function (GO): protein phosphatase inhibitor activity
Source: RefSeq, a predicted model, not a curated record